UCUGCAAUAAUUGUAUAAAUACCAUCUAAUUAGGACGAUAGACAACACUUAUCCUGUCUUCAAGUAUCCAGCAACAUGCGUUUCCUUGCUCUGCUAGCUCUCUGCUUCGCGGCCAUAGCAGCUGUCUCCAGCAAUCCCCAGAGGAUUGUGGGUGGAUCAGUAACUACUAUUGACAGUUACCCUACUCUCGCCGGUCUGCUGUACUCAUUUGACUUCAACACCUACUGGCAGGCUUGCGUAGGUGCCAUCCUCAACAACAGGGCUAUUCUCACCGCUGCUAGCUGCACCGAUGGUUACGCGAACAACCGAUGGCGUAUCCGUGUUGGCUCCACCUGGGCCAACAGCGGCGGUGUCGUACACAACCUGGCCGCCAAUAUCAUCCACCCCUCAUACAACUAUACGAACAAUGACAAUGACGUCGCCAUCGUACGCUCCGCUACCACCUUCACCUUCAACAACAAUGUUCGUGCUGCUUCCAUCGCUGGACCCAACUACAAUGUCGCUGACAACCAGGCUGUCUGGGUAGCUGGAUGGGGCACAACUUAUGACGGUGGUUUUGCUUCUGAGCAGCUCCGUCACAUUCUGCUCAUGACCAUCAACCAGAACACUUGCAGAAGCAACUACGCGGCUAGCAGCCGUCGCUAUGCUAUUACCGACAACAUGUUGUGCUCCGGCUGGCCCGCCGGUGGUCGUGGCCAGUGCCUGGGUGACGAGGGCUCUCCUCUCUACCACAACGGCGUAGUUGUCGGUCUCUACUCUUUCGGCAUUGGAUGCGGUGAGGAUCGGUACCCCGCUGUCAAUACUCGUGUGUCUCGCUACACCGCCUGGAUCUCGUCUAACGCAUAAGAAAAGUUAGCUUUCUUUUGCUCAGACGCUGACAAAUAUUAUGAAACGAAAUAUAUCAAAUUUUGUUAAUCAA
Molecule: messenger RNA, 919 nt
Organism: Helicoverpa zea (corn earworm)
Lineage: Eukaryota; Metazoa; Arthropoda; Insecta; Lepidoptera; Noctuidae
Product: trypsin, alkaline C-like
Exons: 4
Coding region: 76-846 (256 amino acids)
Biological process (GO): proteolysis
Molecular function (GO): serine-type endopeptidase activity
Source: RefSeq, a predicted model, not a curated record